ACCCGCGCGUCAGCCUCCGGGCCCCUAUUAAGCAGCGCCUCGGCGAAACCGAUAGGGGAGGGAAGGGGUUCCGAUCGGAUCGGGGUAAAGGCUUCCACGAGCUCUCGUCUCGACUGCCGCCGCCCGCCCGAGAUGGCGAUCCGCCGUGGGUCCUCCUGCGCCGUCCUCGCCCUGCUCGCGCUCGCCUCCGUCGCCGCCGUCAGCGCCGACGUCUUCUUCCAGGAGAAGUUCGAAGAUGGUUGGGAAAGCCGGUGGGUCAAGUCUGAGUGGAAGAAGGAUGAGAACAUGGCUGGUGAAUGGAACCACACAUCUGGAAAAUGGCACGGAGAUGCCGAGGACAAAGGUAUCCAAACCUCAGAGGACUACAGGUUCUACGCCAUCUCGGCGGAGUACCCUGAGUUCAGCAACAAGGACAAGACACUCGUGCUGCAGUUCACGGUGAAGCAUGAGCAGAAGCUUGACUGCGGUGGUGGUUACGUCAAGUUGCUUGGAGGUGAUGUUGACCAGAAGAAAUUCGGUGGUGACACACCCUACAGCAUUAUGUUUGGACCAGAUAUCUGUGGGUACAGCACCAAGAAGGUUCACACUAUCCUUACCAAGGAUGGCAAGAACCAUUUGAUCAAGAAGGACGUGCCUUGCGAGACUGAUCAGCUGUCGCAUGUGUACACUUUGAUCAUCCGCCCUGAUGCCACAUACAGCAUUCUCAUUGACAACGAAGAGAAGCAAACUGGAAGCAUCUACGAGCACUGGGAUAUUCUUCCUCCCAAGGAAAUCAAGGACCCAGAAGCUAAGAAGCCAGAGGACUGGGAUGACAAGGAGUACAUUCCCGAUCCUGAGGACGUCAAGCCAGAGGGCUACGAUGACAUUCCCAAGGAAGUCACCGAUCCUGAUGCUAAGAAGCCUGAGGAUUGGGAUGAUGAGGAAGAUGGUGAAUGGACUGCCCCAACCAUCCCCAACCCAGAGUACAAGGGCCCAUGGAAGCAAAAGAAAAUCAAGAACCCUAACUACCAGGGCAAAUGGAAGGCACCUAUGAUUGCCAACCCAGACUUCAAGGAUGAUCCUUACAUCUAUGCUUUCGACAGCCUGAAGUACAUCGGAAUUGAGCUGUGGCAGGUUAAGUCAGGAACUUUGUUUGACAACAUUCUCAUCACUGACGAUGCUGCUUUGGCUAAGACAUUUGCUGAAGAGACCUGGGCCAAGCAUAAGGAAGCUGAGAAGGCUGCUUUCGACGCUGCUGAAAAGAAGAAGGAAGAGGAGGAUGCUUCCAAGGCUGGUGAGGACGAUGAUGACUUGGAUGAUGAGGAAGCCGAUGACGAGGACAAGGAUGACAAGGCUGGGUCUGAUGCGGAGUCUGAUGACGAGAAGCACGAUGAGCUCUAGAUGGAUGGCGAGGAAGGAUGAGAGGAGGCCGCCUGCCUUCGCGCCGCUGCCAGGAUUUAUUAGUUGUCUCUCAUUAUGAUGUUCCCUUUUUUGUGAUCAGAAACUUGACAAGUUACUGUGUGUAGAAGAACAACAUCACCGUGGGGUCUUUUAGCGCUUUUGUAGUCCAAUUUUUACCGGAAGGGAACUUAUAGCGUUAAACCAGCAAAAAAUAAAAAAUCUUGCACUA
Molecule: messenger RNA, 1609 nt
Organism: Triticum aestivum (bread wheat)
Lineage: Eukaryota; Viridiplantae; Streptophyta; Magnoliopsida; Poales; Poaceae
Product: calreticulin
Exons: 14
Coding region: 133-1380 (415 amino acids)
Biological process (GO): ERAD pathway; protein folding
Cellular component (GO): endoplasmic reticulum membrane; endoplasmic reticulum
Molecular function (GO): calcium ion binding
Source: RefSeq, a predicted model, not a curated record